This is a messenger RNA of Lagenorhynchus albirostris (white-beaked dolphin), 2865 nucleotides long. Its product is annotated as importin subunit alpha-1-like. Gene Ontology annotation, molecular function: protein binding; nuclear import signal receptor activity. NCBI's taxonomy places the organism in Eukaryota, Metazoa, Chordata, Mammalia, Artiodactyla, Delphinidae. The record is from RefSeq and is a predicted model, not a curated record. Gene Ontology annotation, biological process: NLS-bearing protein import into nucleus. Gene Ontology annotation, cellular component: cytoplasm; nucleus. Bases 1064 to 2656 code for a protein of 530 amino acids. The transcript has a single exon.
UGGUGCUGUGUAGAAGUGCUCCGUGAGUCUUGCGGAGACACUGAAGGGAUUUCACAUCUCAGUUGUGUGGCAAUUGCACCAGAAGUAGUGCUGUGAGCUUCUCAGAAAUUCUUUUUUUAUAUUUAUUUAUUUUUGGCUGUGUUGGGUCUUCGGGCUUUCUUCAUUGUGGUGCACAGGCUCCUCGUUGUGGUAGCUUCUCAUUGCAGAGCACAGGCUCUGGGCACAUGGGUUUCAGUAGUUGCAGCACGCAGGCUCAGUAGUUGUGUCUCAUGGGCUCUAGAGCACAGGCUCCGUAGUUGUGGCACAUGGGUUUAGUUGCUCCACGGCAUGUGGGAUCUUCCCGGACCAGAGCUCGAACCCGUGUCCCCUGCACUGGCAGGUGGAUUCUUAACCACUGUGCCACCAGCGAAGUCCUGUGAGCUUCUCAGAAAUUCUUAAAGGGGUUUUGGAAUUGCCCAGACCGUGGAAAUAGGAAUUACAGGCAAAUCUUACUCAGAACAAGGGGGAGGGAAGUUCCACCUAAUACCUGGCAACACAAAUUUCAACCUGCUCUGGUGGGUGGGCCAUGGUGGUGCCAGUGGUGGUAAUUUUCCCACAAAAAUCUGCAGAUAAAACUCUUCCCCCUUACAGAACCACAUUUUUCAUCAUCAUACAGUGCACUUUAACUCCUUGGAGCAAAGUUCGCUAUUCGUAAGGCCUUUAUAGUUACAAAACUGUGGCCCAUUCAGGUGGUUUUCCAAAAAAAUGGAACAGCCUGCCCCCCAAAAGGCCACUAGUUCUUGCAAAAUUGGAAUUUACUUGUACUUAACUGGGAACGAGAAACCUUUAAUAGCUUUCUAGGAAGUGAAAUGGAAGGGUUGGGGGCAAACUGUUGAGGGAGAUUUAAUUUCUUCUUUACAUCCUUAUGAGCAGUCUGGGUUUUUAGCAUGAACUUGAAUUACUAUUACCGUUUUAUUAAAAAGGAGAUGUAGGGCUGACUGUGGUGGAUGCUUUGAGGGCAGCCGAGCUGCCUCUUGUGGAAGCUUGAACUGGCUGUGUAGCUUUCUCCCUUUGUCUCAUAACCAUGUCCACCAAUGAGAAUGCUAAUUCACCAGCCGCCCGCCUUAACAGAUUCAAGAACAAGGGGAAAGACAGUACAGAAAUGAGGCAGCGCCGAAUAGAAGUUAAUGUGGGGCUCAGGAAAGCUAAGAAGGGUGAUCAGAUGCUGAAAAGGAGAAAUGUCAGCUCUUUUCCAGAUGAUGCUGCUUCUCCACGGCAGGAAAACCACAACAACCAGGGCACUGUAAAUUGGUCUGUUGAUGACACUGUCAAAGGCAUAAGUAGCAACAACUUGGAAAGCCAGCUCCAAGCUACUCAAGCUGCUAGGAAACUGCUUUCUAGGGAAAAACAGCCCCCCAUAGACAACAUAAUCCGGGCGGGUUUGAUGCCAAAAUUUGUGUCCUGCUUGGGCAGAACUGACUGUAGUCCCAUUCAGUUUGAAUCUUCUUGGGCCCUCACUAACAUUGCUUCCGGGACAUCAGAACAGACCAAGGCUGUGGUAGAUGGAGGUGCUAUCCCAGCAUUCAUUUCUCUGUUGGCAUCUCCCCACGCUCACAUCAGUGAACAAGCUCUAUGGGCUCUAGGAAACAUUGCAGGUGAUGGCUUGGUUUUCCAAGACUUGGUUAUCAAGUAUGGUGCAGUUGACCCGCUGUUGGCACUCCUGGAGGUUCCUGAUUUGUCAUCUUUAGCACGUGGUUACUUACGUAAUCUCACCUGGACACUUUCAAAUCUUCGUCCUAACAAGAAUCCUGCACCACCCCCCUUAGACGCUGUUGAGCAAGUUCUUCCUACUUUAGUUCGUCUCCUGCAUCAUGAUGAUCCAGAAGUUUUAGCUGAUACCUGCUGGUCUGUUUCCUACCUUACCGAUGGUCCAAAUGAACAGAUUGAAAUGGUUGUGAAAACCGGGGUUGUACCCCAACUUGUGAAGCUUUUAGGAGCUACGGAAUUGCCAAUCGUGACUCCCGCGCAAAGAGCCAUAGACAAUAUCGUCACUGGGACAGAUGAACAGACUCAAGUUGUAACAGAUGCAGGAGCACUUGCCAUCUUGCCCAGCCUGCGAACAAACUCCAAAACCAAUACUCAGAAGGAAGCUACGUGGACAAUGUCAAACAUCAUGGCUGGCCGCCAGGACCAAAUACAACAAGCUGUACAUCAUAGAUUAGUCCCGUUCCUUGUUGGCGUUCUCUCUAAGGCAGACUUUAAGGCACAGAAGGAAGCUGUAUGGGCUGUGAUCAUCUAUACACGUGGCGGAACAGUUGAGCAGAUCGUAUACCUUGUUCAUUGUGGUGUAAUAGAGCCGUUGAUGAACCUCCUAACUGCGAAAGACACCAAGAUUAUUCUGGUUAUUUCGGAUGCCAUUUCAAAUAUCUUUCAGGCUGCUGAGAAACUAGGUGAAACUGAGAAACUUAGUAUAAUGAUUGAAGAAUGUGGAGGUUUGGACAAAAUUGAAGCUCUACAAAACCAUGAAAAUGAGUCUGUGUACAAAGCUUCAUUAAACUUGAUUGAGACGUAUUUCUCUGUGGAGGAAGAGGUAGACCAAAAUGUUGUGCCAGCAACUACCUCUGAAGGGUUUACGUUCCAAGUUCAGGAUGGCACUGCGGGGACCUUCAACUUUUAGACUGUACACCUGAGGCAUUAAGUUGUUUGUUGUGUACUGUGUUUGGUAGAAGUUUGUCUUACUGUUUCUCUACUAAGAACUCUUUUUAUACAUGGUUUGUUAUUGUAGCACUUUUUACAAAGAAACUAUACUUGAACAGUUCUAAACUGUACAUACUGUAUGAAGCUUCUCCUCUCAAUGGGUUUCUUAUUUCUAUGUGUAAUUUCAUA